CUGUUUGAAUUCUAUGAGAAAGAAGCAGCUCAGAAAUUUAUCUGUGAUCAUAUACAAUGUUUCAAAGCUGAAGGAAGCCAUGGAGUGAUCUUAUUUGUAUAUAGCCUGCUUUUCUCUAGGAUGCUGGAAAGACUCCAAGAAGACCUAGACUUCACAACACCUCAUCUGUUACAAUUCAGUCUUGGAAACUUCAUCUGUAGGCAGGCAAUUAUCAACGUCAUUUUAACAGGCAGAGCAAGUCCACAUGUGUUUAAUGGGUUCCAGAAAUUGACCAGUGAAGGUGGAGUGCAAGAACUAUUGCAUGGAGUCCUGGCCCGCAGUGAUAUAGGCUAUUUACACUGGAACAAGGAGGAAGUGGAGCAUGGCAGACCCCUCCAGGUUGGGAGCAUGCUCAAGACUCCUAAAUUACCCAUCUGGCUGUGCAAGAUCAAUGGAACAUACAGUGUUCUUUUCAGCACAAACAGGCUGCUGUUAUCUGACUGGAAAAUGGAACACAUCUUUGACCUUUACUUAUAUAAUGGGCAGCCAUCACAGAAAACAACGAUGCAUCUAACAAUAGACACGCAUUCUCAUCAUUGGGAGAAGCAUCACUGGGAAGAAAGUGAUCCAGAAAAGAGAUUUCCUUCUGUGGAGAUGGCCAUCAGAACUAAGUGGGAAGGGGCAGCCAUCAGCUGGAAUGGGGCUCUCUCAUUCUUCUGACGAGACUGCAUGCAUGUGGCAUCCGCUGCCGCGACGGGCGCUGUCAAGUACUGACGUCCACUGACGAAGAAAACGCUUUGUUACCAUUAGAACAAUCUUUAGCCUCUUAACAGGAUUCGCAUCUUAGACUGACAUUAUGUCUACUGUGAAUCACUUUGCAUUUGGUUAUGAAUUAUCAUUCACAAGACUGGAGAAUUCAUUAUGAAACUGUUUCAGACUAUACAAGAAUUCUAGGAGGGGUGUCAUUUGUGAUGCACACACACACACUCAUCACUACUGCAGGCUGAAAAAAGGGUAAGGCAAAAGGGGAGCAUGGCCUAGCUAGGGGCACGGCCUCAGAGAGGAGGGGAAGAGUAGAGGGUGGGGCCCCAUGGCAAGGGCAGGCUACUAGGCACCCAAACACACACACUAGAAGAGGCUGGUGCCACCCCUGAGCCACUGGCAGAUGCGGAGCAGUGCCACAGGACAU
Messenger RNA from Pelodiscus sinensis (Chinese soft-shelled turtle), 1168 nucleotides. The record is from RefSeq and is a predicted model, not a curated record. Lineage: Eukaryota; Metazoa; Chordata; Testudines; Trionychidae.